This is a messenger RNA of Phoenix dactylifera (date palm), 712 nucleotides long. Its product is annotated as glycine-rich protein. The record is from RefSeq and is a predicted model, not a curated record. Gene Ontology annotation, cellular component: endoplasmic reticulum membrane; Golgi apparatus. Gene Ontology annotation, biological process: endoplasmic reticulum calcium ion homeostasis; calcium ion transport. Lineage: Eukaryota; Viridiplantae; Streptophyta; Magnoliopsida; Arecales; Arecaceae.
AAAUAAAAGGGCCUCGGAGGUCGAUUCUUCCAACUAAACUCUCGUUUCUUCCGCGGAGAAGACCUAUCCGGAGACCGUGGCGAGAGCCAACCAUGGCUUACGUCGAAAACGGUGUUGUGAAACAAAAGCGGACUGUUUGGAGGUUAAGCAUAAUAUCAGAUUUCUUCUGGGCCAUUGUGAACUUCAUCGGGGUGUUCUUUAUCACAAUGUUCUCAAUGGAAAAAUCAAAUGAGUACAAGAAAGGGUCAGGCUCUAGUAAGAAAUGGGAUGGCGGUCCUGGUGGAGGCCCGGGAGGUGGUCCUGGAAGGGGUCCAUAUGGCGGCGGCGGCGGCGGCGGCCCCCGUGGACCACGUACAUUGGCUGAUCUCAGGGCGAAUGACCAUAUUUCAGGUUCUCUUCCUGCAUGUGGAUCCUGCUGUGGAGGCUAAAUACAAAAAAAAUAUCUUUCUGGUUCGUUUAUUACUUGUUGGAACAGGCUCCCUGCUUUUCUGUAUCAAGACUCAGUAUGGUUGUAAUGGCUCUGCCUGUCACAGCAACUUGUACUUCGGGCUAUGGAUAUAUAUAUAUAGUAUGUUAUGGUUUUUGAUGUUAUAUGGAGUAUUUCUAGUAUGAAAUUCUAAUACAACUUGGAUCCUGCACAGCAAGCUUGGUGUGCUGAAAAUUUGGUCUAAUGUGGAGUAUUUCUAGUAAUGCAAUUCUACAUUCAACUCAA